AUGUCGGAAGUACAAGAUGAUUCACAGAAACCAAAAGAUGAAAACCUGAAAGAUGAAAACUUAAAAGAUGAAAAACCAAAAGAUGAAAUACCAAAAGACAAAAAACCAAAAGAUGAAAACUUAAAAGAUGAAAAUUAUGAUAAAGUUUUAGAGCGAAGGAUUGUUAGAAAGAGCAUCAUCGAUCGUGCUAACAUAGGGAAUGCUGCUAUAGCUGGAUUUGAUUACAAAUACUUGAAUUCCUCUCCUGCAGCUUUUAAUUUUGCUAUAGCUGUGUAUUUCAUCGCUUAUAUGAUAUUCGAAAUCCCUGCAAGCUUAAUGACUAAAAUAUUAGGUUUUCCUAUUUGGAUACCAAUUAUAAUGUUUUGUUGGGCCGCUGCCUCUAUGAGUCAAGCUGCAUGUACAAAUGUUGUCCAAUUAGGAAUUGUUAGAUUUUUAUUAG
Messenger RNA from Racocetra fulgida, 439 nucleotides. The record is from the annotation of a GenBank genome assembly. NCBI's taxonomy places the organism in Eukaryota, Fungi, Glomeromycota, Glomeromycetes, Diversisporales, Gigasporaceae.